GAAGCAUCAAAGCGAAGCUCCAAUUUUUUUUUUUUUAAUUCUUUUUUUGAGGAGAAAAAUCGAAGGGACGAAGGAGAAGAGGAAGAGGGGGAGCAACAAAUCGAGUUAUAGAGAAUGGAGAGGUGAAUUUUUUUGGGGAAUAAUAAAGGAGAUAAUUGUAAUAAUAAUAAAUCGAAGAGAGAGUGCUCUUCCUCCUCUAUAUCCACUCAUUGUGGAUUUUGGGGUUUGAUAGGGGUCGUUGUUUCGCCUCCUCCGAAUUCUUGAGCUUCGCGAAUCUGGUUACAAAUCGGCCGAUAUGUUGGAGGGCCAAUCUUGCUUGAUCAGGGCAUUGCCGAGCUCCUGCGAGCACGAAUCCAAGUGGGUGUACAUGACCUACCAGCUCCUCGAGAUCACGAGCAACAAAUGCCCGCCAAGUGCUGGAUUUGAUGAGCAAGAUCACGCCUUUCUCCCCAAAAGAUUGAAAUUGCCGAAGAAUUCAGAUCCCCUGGCAGAUCAGUCUGAUUGCCAGGGCAAUCAUGGUGGCGGCAGCCGCUACUCUGAUUCGACCUCCCUUAUCAAUCCUAUAGGCCGCGACAACUCUAUUAAUUGUCUACUCCGUUGUUCGCGCUCCGAUUAUGGAGCCCUAGCUUGCCUUAACCGAGGCUUCCGGUCACUUAUUCAGAGCGGCGAGCUCUACAGGUUACGGCGCCAAUUAGGGAUUGUCGAGCACUGGGUUUACUUCUCGUGCAAUGUCCUCGAAUGGGAGGCGUAUGAUCCAAACAACGGGCGGUGGAUGACCCUCCCCAGGAUGCCCCAUAAUGAGUGCUUCAUGUGUUCGGAUAAGGAGUCGCUAGCGGUGGGCACUGAGCUCCUUGUUUUCGGAAAAGAAAUCCUUUCUCAUGUAGUGCAUAGAUAUAGCAUUCUAACAAACUCUUGGUCUCCUGGUAUUGAGAUGAAUUCUCCUCGGUGCUUGUUUGGAUCAGCUAGCCUUGGAGAGAAAGCAAUUGUAGCGGGCGGUACAGACGUUUUCGGGAAUAUUUUAAGCUCCGCGGAGCUGUACAAUUCUGAGAUUCGAACUUGGGAGACUCUUCCCAGCAUGAAUAGGCCUCGGAAAAUGUGUUCUGGUGUUUUUAUGGACAGGAAGUUCUACGUGAUUGGCGGAAUGGCUAGCAACACAGAGUUGCUAACUUGUGGGGAAGAGUUUGACUUAGAGAAGGGUACUUGGAGGGUCAUACCGAACAUGUCCAACGGGCUUAAUGGGCCUAUGGGCGCACCCCCUCUUGUUGCGGUUGUUAAUGACGAGUUGUAUGCCGCGAGCUAUGCAGAGAAGGAGGUGAGGAAGUAUGAUAAAAAGAACAAUAGUUGGAUAACCUUAGGGAAACUGCCGGAGAGACCAGAUUCGGUGAAUGGCUGGGGAAUCGCAUUUAGGGCGUGCGGGAAUAGGCUUGUAGUGGUCGGUGGGCCGAGAGCAUUGGGCGGUGGGAUGAUCGAACUCCAUUCGUGGGUCCCAAGGGAGGGCCAGCCGGAGUGGGACAUGAUCGCUAGCAAGCACUGCGGGAGCUUCGUCUAUAACUGCGCUGUGAUGGGCUGCUGAUUUUUUAGGGCUCUACUUGUGCAAAAAAUUCAUUUAUUGAGGGGCACAUAAUACUAAUUCUGCUUAAUGGGUAAUCUCUGCCUUAUUUUUGAUGUUUCAGAUUUUACUCAACAUUCGGUAGGCUCGCUUCCGUUCCUUGUUCUCUUGACCAUUUAUCUUUCUUUGUUCUUUUGCGCCAUUUAAUUUGGAUCAAAGACUUUUAACUUCUUACUCUGUAUUCUGUUGGAAUGGGGAUUUCUGAAGAUAGAUCAUGCAUUUAGCGGUGAAUUGUAAAACGAUGUAUCCUCCAUUUGUAGAUUGUUAUUCGAUUCUAGAUCAAGAUUAUAAACUUCUUAGCUGUACUGUUGUGCUAUAUCAUUGUUGUCUGGUUUGUUGAGGGAAAAUAAAUGGUCGCUUUUAUGUACUCCUUUUUGGCCACAGAAUGUGGUCUAUUAGUCAUUGAACUUUUAUCAUAUUUGCAUCUUAUGUUGCUUUGAUGCCAUCACGUCUCGGAUUUGGUCAUGUAAAAUAUUCAGUUGAUUGUAUUAAAAACAACAGUGACUUAAGGAGAAGUGAUCAUUUCUGUCAA
Molecule: messenger RNA, 2141 nt
Organism: Ananas comosus (pineapple)
Lineage: Eukaryota; Viridiplantae; Streptophyta; Magnoliopsida; Poales; Bromeliaceae
Product: F-box/kelch-repeat protein At1g74510-like
Exons: 2
Coding region: 296-1573 (425 amino acids)
Cellular component (GO): nucleus
Molecular function (GO): protein binding
Source: RefSeq, a predicted model, not a curated record